Saccostrea cuccullata (small rock oyster) is the source of this 656-nucleotide messenger RNA. RefSeq names its product acyl-CoA:lysophosphatidylglycerol acyltransferase 1-like. Gene Ontology annotation, cellular component: endomembrane system; endoplasmic reticulum. The annotation marks the transcript as partial. The record is from RefSeq and is a predicted model, not a curated record. Lineage: Eukaryota; Metazoa; Mollusca; Bivalvia; Ostreida; Ostreidae. Gene Ontology annotation, biological process: phosphatidylinositol acyl-chain remodeling. The transcript has 2 exons. Gene Ontology annotation, molecular function: acyltransferase activity.
UAUGCAAAGAAACAUGGCUUGCCUAUGCUUGAAAACGUUUGUCUGCCUCGACUGGGGGUAACAAAAACCAUACUAGACGAAUUAGCACCAAAGGAAGACCCCUGCAAUUUCAAAGAUAAUUCUGAAAGGUUAAACUGGAUCAUCGAUAUGACCAUUGCUUAUCCAAAAGGAGAAGCACCGAACGCCCUGAUUCUGAUGUUCUCCAUGGGAAAAUUCCCGCCCAUACACAUACACUAUCGUGUCUUCAAUAUUCAAAACGUCCCUAGAGACGAAAAUGGACUCACAAAAUGGAUGUACGACAGAUACGUCGAAAAAGAAGCCAUGUUGGACCAUUUCUAUAACACGGGAGUUUUUGCUAAAGAUGGAAAGGAAACUGUGGACACAGACAAACUAGGCAGCUUCAUUUAUGUGAUCUUUUACUCUCUUUGGAUGUGGUGGUUGGCCCUAUACGUUUAUGCCCCUAUAUUUUCCUUAUUAAGUUGGAAAUUGAUUUUUAUCAUUAUGUUUUGCUAUGUUUUGUAUUUUACUUAUGACUUUAUAAAGUACUUUAGAGAUUUUGCACCCUAAAUUUUGCUGUGCAAAAGAUGCAGAUCAACAUAUUGUCCAUUCUAAUUUUUAAAAACCGGUAAGCUACAUGAGUACAUGUACAUAUCUUU